Messenger RNA from Meriones unguiculatus (Mongolian gerbil), 2289 nucleotides. RefSeq names its product CUGBP Elav-like family member 5 (gene Celf5). The transcript is spliced from 12 exons. Bases 345 to 1568 code for a protein of 407 amino acids. Gene Ontology annotation, cellular component: cytoplasm; ribonucleoprotein complex; nucleus. The record is from RefSeq and is a predicted model, not a curated record. Gene Ontology annotation, molecular function: mRNA binding. Gene Ontology annotation, biological process: regulation of alternative mRNA splicing, via spliceosome; mRNA splice site recognition. NCBI's taxonomy places the organism in Eukaryota, Metazoa, Chordata, Mammalia, Rodentia, Muridae.
CCUCCAUCUCCCUCCUCUCCCCGGGCAUCUUCCUCUCUCUCCCCCUCUCCCUCCCAUUUCCAUAUCCCCCCAACUCCCACCCUGUGCCAGGAGCACCGGGAACCCCAUCUCCCCGGUCCCGCACCCCACCCCCCAACCCCAUCGCUUUCGGGCUCCCUGGCCUGGCCUGGAACUUCCCACCUCAGGACCGGGAAUCCUGCUCACAAAGCCGGGCUAGCUCGGCUGCGGCCAGGACACAUGUCUAGGACCCAGGGCUGAGCGGCUGUGCCUUCCUCACGUACUGCGCCAGGGACUCGGCCAUCAAAGCUCAGACAGCUUUGCACGAGCAGAAGACGCUGCCGGGGAUGGCGAGGCCGAUCCAGGUGAAACCAGCGGACAGCGAGAGUCGUGGAGGUAGGGACCGGAAGCUGUUCGUGGGCAUGCUCAACAAGCAGCAGUCCGAGGAAGACGUGCUCAGGCUCUUCCAGCCCUUCGGUGUCAUCGACGAGUGCACCGUGCUGCGGGGACCCGACGGCAGCAGCAAAGGCUGUGCCUUCGUGAAGUUUUCUUCACACACAGAGGCCCAGGCGGCCAUCCAUGCCUUGCACGGCAGCCAGACCAUGCCGGGAGCCUCGUCCAGCCUGGUGGUCAAGUUCGCCGACACGGAUAAAGAGCGGACCCUGCGGCGUAUGCAGCAGAUGGUCGGCCAGCUGGGCAUCCUGACGCCAUCCCUCACCCUCCCCUUCAGCCCCUACAGUGCCUACGCCCAGGCUCUCAUGCAGCAGCAGACAACAGUGCUGUCCACCUCCGGCAGCUACCUGAGCCCCGGCGUGGCCUUCCCUCCCUGCCACAUCCAGCAGAUCGGCGCCCUCAGCCUUAACGGCCUGCCCGCCGCGCCCAUCGCCCCCGCCUCUGGGCUACACUCGCCCCCACUGCUCGGCACUGCCGCUGUCCCUGGCCUGGUGGCGUCCAUCCCCAAUGGCUUCCCAGGCGUCCUGCCCUUCCCUGCCAGCCACCCCACCCUGGAGACCGUGUAUGCCAAUGGCCUUGUGCCCUACCCAGCUCAGAGCCCCACUGUGGCAGAGACCCUCCAUCCUGCCUUCUCUGGAGUCCAGCAGUACACAGCCAUGUACCCCACCGCGGCCAUCGCGCCCGUGGCACCCAGCGUCCCGCAGCCUCCGCACCUCCUGCAGCAGCAGCGCGAAGGUGAGGCGACCCCUGCCAGCCCCGCCCUCACCUGCACUGCUGACCUCGCCCCUCCGUGGAACGGCUUGCGGUUCCCACCCCCUAUGGACAAGCGAGGAAACCCCCUUUUUGGUCCCGAAGGCUGUAACCUGUUUAUCUACCACCUCCCCCAGGAGUUUGGAGACACGGAGCUGACCCAGAUGUUCCUCCCCUUCGGCAAUAUCAUCUCCUCCAAGGUGUUUAUGGAUCGGGCUACCAACCAGAGCAAGUGUUUCGGAUUCGUGAGCUUUGACCACCCGGCCAGCGCGCAGGCGGCCAUCCAGGCCAUGAACGGCUUUCAGAUUGGUAUGAAGAGGCUGAAGGUGCAGCUGAAGAGACCCAAAGACCCGGGACACCCAUACUGACCACGCCCACAGCCCCUCCGCGCUGUGGGUCUGGCCCCAGGUGAGCCGCCAGGCGGCCUGUGCCCUGCCCAGCCCUGGUGUCUUCUAACCCUCCCAUCCCAAGCUCACUCUCCAGGUCCUGGGGGCGGCGGUGACUCCCCAAGAGGCCAGCUGGGGACAAGCCCCUCCCCAUCACCUGGUGGUUUGGGUGGCACAGGGAGAGGGUGGGCCCCGGGUGGGGAAUGGAGAGACCUAGGGGCGCCCACCAAGGGGGCUUACCGGAGAAAGUUCUGAAGGAUGAAUAGUUGGCUCCCGUGAACUUGUGGCGGGGUUUGUGGUCUGGGGUGCAGGGUGUGAUGGGAUGGGCGGGGCUUCCGUCCCGUCCCGUGAAGCUGUUCCCGGAGCUGAGCCGCCCUAAAACCAGAGAGAGGUCUCGCAGCGCACACCUCAGACCUGGGUCCCGCAGCUGAAUGCCCAGUUAAGCUUUGCCCAGGACUGAAGCAGACUUCCGGUCCGCCCCCUCCGUCCCCACCAGCUCCCGUGGACCCCAAGAGUUCCGACGGGUGGGUUCACAAAACCCAGGGUGUGUGCCACUCACGGCCUGGGAGAACAAACAUCCAAAAGCCAAAUACCCCAAACAAACGCGCAAACAGAAAACCCAAAGUCAAAUUUCCCCGUCAGCAUUCUGAGCACUUUCUUUGGGACGGACCUGACUUUAAAAGGUGGAACCAACUGCAUAGUG